AUGGGUGAAAUGAUCGUUUCGAACGGGCCCUGGGACAUGUUGAACUCGGUCCUUCGGUUUAGGGACGAUGACUCCCAGUUUUGGUGGGAUAGAACAGGACGAAUGUUCUCCAGGCUCCUUCAAUAUGCUGGCUACAGCGCCGCAGAGCAGUACCGCGAGCUUAAUUUCUACUCCCUCUUUGUUGCCCCUGAGCUUGGUCCUUCCCCAGACUGCCAUGGGAAUGUAAGAAGAUGGAGAAGCCCUGGAACCCCAGAUUCUACGCCCAUCGACUUCAGUUGGGAAUGGGGAAAGGAUAAUCGCGCCACUGUCCGGUACAGCUUCGAGCCCAUUGGCAUUCACGCCGGCACAGAGCUUGACCCGCUUAACAGGCACGCAACAAACGACUGGAUCUUCAGACUUCAACAGCAAAAAAUGGUUCCUGAGCUUGACUUGGAGUGGUACACUCAUUUCACCAACCAAAUUCUGCCACACGACAUGCGAACAUCAAAAACAGUAGACUGCUUUGUCGAAGAGACAACGCCAAAAGCUGGAACGGUAGUUGCUCUUGACAUCGAGAAGACCGGGCCCGUUAUGAAGAUCUACAUCUACCCCGGACUCAAAGCAGAGGAGCUCGGCAUUACCAACCUCGAACUCGUAGAGAAAUCUAUACGAAGCUUGCCAGCGCAUCAGUUUCAGUCACUUAACGCGGAACCGCUUCUUGACUUUUUACGAGAGGGUACGAAGAAAUACAACUUUGAAACAGGUAUCCUAGCCAUCGACUGCUUGGCACCAACGGAUGCGCGAAUCAAGGUCUAUAUACGUGCUCGCCACACAACGUUCGAGUACAUGAUGGACUGCAUCACACUAGGAGGAAAACUUGACAUGUCAGGUGAGGCAAUCGAGGACCUCAAGGAAUUCUGGAAGACCUUCGUUGGUGAUGCACCAGAUGUGCUACCCGAAGACGCCCCUGGCCGAGCAAGUCCUGGGUUUUAUUACACUCUCGGCUGUGGGAAAGCUAUCUCUCCCAAGGUUUAUCUCUGUCCGCAAUACUUCUGCAAGAAUGAUGUGGAUGUUCUGGCCCGCCUCCGCAAAUUCUUCUCCACACGCCGAUCGGAUCGGAUGAUGGACAACUAUGAACAAGCUAUGGUCGAUAUCUUUGGUACCAAGACACUGUAUUCCAGAUGCGGCAGUCACUAUUACGUUGGAUGUGCGUUGGCAAAAGGUCAACUGAGGGUUGUUACUUACUUAAGUCCUCAGUCAUUCGAUUGCGAAAAAGACAGGAUUCAGAUCAAAUAG
Molecule: messenger RNA, 1275 nt
Organism: Colletotrichum truncatum
Lineage: Eukaryota; Fungi; Ascomycota; Sordariomycetes; Glomerellales; Glomerellaceae
Product: aromatic prenyltransferase
Biological process (GO): alkaloid metabolic process
Molecular function (GO): transferase activity, transferring alkyl or aryl (other than methyl) groups
Source: RefSeq, a predicted model, not a curated record